Cryptomeria japonica (Japanese cedar) is the source of this 1401-nucleotide messenger RNA. RefSeq lists its product as uncharacterized. The record is from RefSeq and is a predicted model, not a curated record. NCBI's taxonomy places the organism in Eukaryota, Viridiplantae, Streptophyta, Pinopsida, Cupressales, Cupressaceae. The transcript has 2 exons. The coding region runs from base 1 to 1401 and encodes 466 amino acids.
AUGGCGAGCAGAGGAUUUGAAUUCCCUGUAUCAGUCGGGAGUUCAUCAAUUCCUUUCAUGUUUGGAUCUUCGGCUUCUUCGCCAACAACACCUCUCUUCGGCGUCACUGCGGCUGAUGCACCGACGCCUCUCCCUGGCGUCACUGCCACUGCGGGUUACGCGCCUCGGCCUUUCUUUGGUGCCACUGCCGCUUACGCGCCUGCACCAUCCUUCCCCGGCACUGCGGCUUGCGCGCCUACGCCUUUCCUCGGCGGCCGUGCAGCUUACAUGCUUACACCUUACCGCACUACGGCUUACCCGCCUACGCCUCUCUUCGGUGCCACUACGGUUUGUCCACCUACGGCUUUCUUUGCAAUCCCUUCGCAAUCUUCUGCACUGGAUGUGGAUGUGUCUUUCCGCACUCCGGGCAUAGCAUUUACUCCACAAACGCCUUUCAACACUCCGGCGGGAAAUUCUAGUUCGACUUUUGUUACUCCGCCCACUUCCUCAGCAACUCAAUCCUCCUCUGCAUCUCAACCGUCAAAUGCGUUUUGCACUGUUGCUUCGCCUUCAUCAACCACCGGCGCACCUACAAUUCCUUUAUCUGGUGAAGGAACUGCGCUAGCACAGACCACUACAUCUGCGGCUGCAACCGUACCAUCAUCUGGGAUAUCAUUUUCAUCAGGACCAACUUCCACUACCAAUUCCGCUGCAUAUCCCCGUUUUACCUUAUCGUCUUCAGAGACAUCUGCAACAACAACUGCAUCUUCAGUAACUGCUAACACUCGAGAGUGCGAUAGGCCCAUGGAAGACAUAUAUACUGCUAUGGUAGAGAUGGAUCGACUUUAUGGGAGAUUAGCAAGGGCAGAGUUUGUGAGAGGUGUGGCCCUAAUUGAGAGAGACCAAGCUCAAGCAGAACGGAAUAGUCUGCAGAUCCAACCUGAUCAGGCCCGAGAGAGGGAGACACAAAUGCAGAUAAAGGUGCAACAACUAUGUGCUAAGAUACAUGCACUCAAAUUAGAGCGAGAUCGUGUGCAACAACUAUGUGCUAAGACAAAUGCACUCAAAGUAGAGCAAGAUCCUGUGCAACAACUAUGUGCUAAGAUAGAUGCACUCAAAGCAGAGCAAGAUCGUGUGCUAGGAGAGCUCGAGACACUUCAUCAGAUAGAGAUGCAACAACUAUUUGCUAAGAUAGAUGCACUCAAAGAAGAGCAAGAUCUUAUGCAACAACUAUGUGCUAAGAUAGAUGGACUCAAAACAGAGCAAGAUCGUUUUCGAGGAGAGCUCGAGGAACUUCGUCAGAUGAGAGUAUCAGAUAUACAAGUACCGCAGAGGAUGGAUGCAUUGACAAUGAAGAAUGGUAGCGUGAGAGAGGCACAAGGGAGAGCAGAAGGGCAUCCAGAGGGAUUCGUUUUGUUAUAG